This is a messenger RNA of Elaeis guineensis (African oil palm), 978 nucleotides long. The record is from RefSeq and is a predicted model, not a curated record. NCBI's taxonomy places the organism in Eukaryota, Viridiplantae, Streptophyta, Magnoliopsida, Arecales, Arecaceae.
AUGCCGCCGAGCGCAAGUCGCGACAUUGCCGCAGCCGAGCUCGCAGCGCGACGCGCUGAGGUCAGGAGCACCGUUGUGCUGGCUUUCCGCGACGUGUUGCUGGCGCAGGAACGCAUCAAGCUUGCUGCUGAAACCACAGAGCUCGCAAGGCGGGGCAGUCAGGCCGCAAGUAGACGGGUGCAAGCUGGCAAGGUCUCACCGGUGGAGGAAACCAAGGCCAAGAUUGCCGAAGCCACGGCGGGCUUGGAUACCUUGCAGGCACAGUCUGAAUUGAUGCAGGCGCGUCAACGGCUGGCCGCUACUUGGGGCAGCGCGUACCCGAGAUUCGAGCGUGCAGAGCCGAGCACCGCAACUUACACAGAGCUCCCUUUUCUGCCCACGGUCGAGAGCCUCAUGUCGCGCUUGGCAUCGUCGCCGAGCUUGCAACGCGUGAAGAGCAACGUGGCGCUUCGGCAGGCCAUCGUGCGUGUUGAGAACAGCAAGGCAACGGCCGACGUCACGGUCAGCAUGGGUGUUCAGCGAGAUGCGCAGUCUGGCCGAAAUCUGGCCGUGGUGGGUUUGAGCAUGCCAUUCGGUGUUUUCGACCGCAACCAGGGCAACAUCUUGGAGGCUCUGAAGCGCGAAGAGAAGGCUCGCGACGAGUUGGCGUUGACAGAACUUCAACUGCGCACCUCCGUACUGCAAGCACACGCACGGCUGGAGGCUUCGCGCAUCGAGGCCCAAACGAUCCGCGACUCGGUGUUGCCUGGCGCCCAAGCGGCCUAUGACGCUGCAACCAAAGGGUUCGAGCUCGGCAAGUUCGAUUUCCUUGAUGUACUUGACGCGCAACGCACCUUGUUUCAGGCGCGUGCUCAAUACCAGCGCGCCAGUGGCGAAGCACAGCGCCUCGCAAUUGACAUCGACCGCCAACUAGGCGAGUCGACCGACAGCGACGCGACUCCAACCUCAACAGUUCCCACAUCCCCCGCCCAGCGCUAG